This is a messenger RNA of Prunus armeniaca (apricot), 495 nucleotides long. The record is from the annotation of a GenBank genome assembly. NCBI's taxonomy places the organism in Eukaryota, Viridiplantae, Streptophyta, Magnoliopsida, Rosales, Rosaceae.
AUGACGUUUUUUUUGCUCUUUUGUUCUCCGUGGAGUGGCUGCGUUGGCUUCCUUUCUGGGUUCCCAAAGAGCCAAUCGCUGGUGAGGGGUCUCCAUCUUGACGCUAUGAAGAUAGCCACCGCCUCUUCUGCUCAAGGGGAUGACAAGUAUGCGGCACCAAACGAGAAUCAGAAGCAUGCAAAAACUGGUGUUCGGCACCUGAUUGUUAAUGGCAUGAAUUUUUCUUCUAAGCAUAGUUUUUGUAUCGAGGAUUUUGUUGACAAGGCGAGGAGACCAGCCUCGAGGGGGCUCCAAGAUCUCCCUAAUAAUUCUCCUAUGGAACGUUCGUGGGCUUGGCAACUGAUGAACGUAGAUCUUUCUUUGGAAUUUUCUUCAGGUUUAAAAGGCCAAUCUUGGUCUCCCUUACUUGUCAGUUGGGGUUCUGGAUCAAGAAAAUUGGAGGUGGCGGUUGGUGUUUUGGCUGGAUCUAUUAUGAUGCUCACAAUACGUUUUUGA